Messenger RNA from Colius striatus (speckled mousebird), 3022 nucleotides. It is a transcript of the gene DEPDC1, whose product is annotated as DEP domain containing 1. NCBI's taxonomy places the organism in Eukaryota, Metazoa, Chordata, Aves, Coliiformes, Coliidae. Bases 1 to 2460 code for a protein of 819 amino acids. The record is from RefSeq and is a predicted model, not a curated record. The transcript is spliced from 12 exons. Gene Ontology annotation, cellular component: nucleus; transcription repressor complex. Gene Ontology annotation, biological process: intracellular signal transduction.
AUGGCGAGCCGGCCGCCCGGGCCCGGGCCCUACCGCGCCACCAAGCUGUGGAAUGAAAUUACAAAGUACUUCCGAGCAGGCAUGCCACUGAGGAAACACAGGCAGCACUUCAGAAAACACGGGAGCUGCUUUACUGCAGCAGAAGCUGUAGACUGGCUCCAUGAAGUAUUAAGAAGUAACAGUAACUUUGGUCCUGAAGUUACUAGGCAGCAGACUGUCCAGUUAUUAAGAAAGUUUCUCAAGAAUCAUGUCAUUGAAGAUAUCAAAGGGAGAUGGGGCUCUGAAAAUUUAGAAGACAACGGUGUACUCUACAGAUUUCCUUCAACAUCUCCAGUUAAACCUCUACCAAGCUCGUGUCCACUAAAAGAGAACUCGGAAAACUUCUCUAGAGACAAAGAAAAACCUUUUAAACUGACACAUUUAUCCAGGAGAACUUUUAAAAAACAUGAGUUACUCCAGGCUCUGGACAACCUAGAAAAAGCAAAACCAGAUAAAAGAGAGGAAAACAAAGAAGAGACAUUGCACAGGAAGGAAAUAAGCGAGGAAUAUGUGCAAGAAACUUGGAGAAAUAUAAUUCUAAUACAUUUGCAAACCAUCUUAGGCCUCCCAUCUCUGGAAGAAGUUUUGCAGCCAACUCAUAUAGUUCCAGAGUAUGUCAUAUACAAUAUGACCAACACAAGCAAACACGGUGUUGUUAUUUUGCAGGACAAAUCAGAAGAUCUCCCUCACUGGGUGUUGUCAGCAAUGAAAUGCCUCGCGUACUGGCCUAGAAAUAAUGACAUGAGCCAAGCAACUUACAGUGGGUUUGAACGGGAUGUGUUCCGAACGGUUGCCGAUUACUUUCUCAGUCUCCCUGAGCCAUUACUUACUUUUGAAUACUAUGAACUUUUUGUUAAUAUUUUAGUUAUGUGUGGCUACAUGAUAAUUCCAGAUAUAUGCAGUGGAAAACGUUCUGUCCAAGAUGACCAGUGUCACCCACAACCUUCAAAAAUUCUUCACUUGAACUCUUUCAAGUCAACUGAAUGUCUUCUUCUAAGCCUGGUUUGCAAAGAGCCUGAUAAAAAAUGGAAAGAACGUGUAACUUCCAAGAAGUCCCCUUCGGAAGAGCUAACUGCUCAAAAACAAUGUGCAAAGAGAUUUCAGCAAUAUAAACUGACACAGAAACAAGGUAGUGCUGAUCAUCCUAUGGGAGGAAGCUGUCAGAAUCUUUCAGCUUUCAGGAAUGAACGAGAUCCACCUCAAACAUUUAGGACAAGGUGUUACUCUUUGGAAAGGAUUGGAGAUACUGCCUCAGUUCAAUGUAAUAAAGGAGAAUUCGAUUCCCUUUGGCAAAGGCAUGUGAACACUGUCCUGAGAACAAGAAAUAGAAAACAAUCACUACCCAAUGAGCAUAAAGCUGAUUCUGUAUUGGAGGUGGGUUUUGAUAAUACAUGUCAAAACCAAACCCAUGAUAUCAAGACAGUGUCUGUCUCAACUCUUCGUGAUCAAGAGCUGUUUACUGAAAAUCACACAUCGACACAGAUGUGCAAGUCUCUGAGUUUACUUGGCAAGAAGAACUCAAAAAGUUGCACUAGCAUUAAUGUACCAGUUGCUGAAAUCACAGUAAAGCCAAGGUCUCAACUUUGUGGGCAGAGAAAACCAAGUACCUUUGGCCUGGCUACUGCAGUGGACACAAGGACUGAGGUGUCUGAUAUCACCAUCAAAAAGAGACUCUGCAAAAGUACCACAGAACUCUCAGAAUGCUCUUUCACUCACUCUUCUUAUUUGUUGGCUGGCACGCAAAAUCUCCUUCAGCCUCAUCUAGAAAGAAUUGCCGUUGAAGCACUACAGAUAUGUUGUUUGUUGCUUCCGCCACCAAACCGUAGAAAGCUUCAGCUCCUCAUGCGUAUGAUCUCCCGCAUCAGUGAGAACGUUGACAUGCCACGGCUGCACGAUGCCAUGGGCACGCGUUCCUUGAUGAUACAGACGUUUUCUCGGUGCGUGCUCUGCUGUGCAGAAGAAGUAGAUCUCGAUGAGCUACUUUCUACACGACUGGUUUCAUUUCUCAUGGACCAUCAACAAGAGAUAUUUAAAGUGCCAACUUACCUGCAGGUUGCAGUGCGAGAUCACAUUGAAUACGUGAAGAUGGCUCAGUGCAAAUAUGCAGAGGAAGAAAUUUGUGCCAUACUGCCAACGUAUUCGUACUGCAAACAGAUAACUCCUCAGGAGUUUGAAGAGCAGAAGGUUUCUACCUCUCAAGCUGCAGUGGCAGAGCUCCUGGAGAACAUCAUCAAAGAUAAAAACUUGUCUGUGAAAGAAAAAAAGAAAAAGUUAAAACAGUUUCAGAAGGAAUACCCUCUCAUCUACCAGAACAGGUUUCCAACUACAGAAACUGAAGCAAUGCUAUUUGAGAACAAACCUACCAUCAAACCACCAAUGCUUAGCCUAAGAAAGCCAAGGUUCCACAGCCUAAGAUAUUAAUUUCACCACACUUCAGCUGCUUAUUUAUUUGAUGGAUGGAUGGAGGGACCAUUUCCCAAAAGGCACUUGCGACAGAAGUGUGAGAGUGGCUGUGUGUGGAGAAGGAAGAAAUGUUUACAUGGACACAGUGCUGAAAGUUGCCAAAAUAACUUCUUUUUGUGUGCAGAUAACUUUUAAAUGACUAAGAGAGAAAGAAGUAUUUAUCUGUUUACAGAUUGUUACAAUAUAUUGUCCUCAGUGAAUUAAAUGUGAAAAUAAGUAUGAAGCUAUGAGUAACCAAAAAUUUAUAUGUGGUUUUCAUAUGGGAAACUAAGGAUAUGCAUAUUGCUGUCACUUUUUUACUGUCUCUUCAGGAAUUUGUGCUGUUUUUUGUAGUUUGUAGGGGUUUAAAUGUCUGUCUUGUGAUUAAGUGCCUUCUUCAUAUUCUCAAAAUAUUAGUCUUUAAACAAAGCCAUGUUACUUGACUUGUGAGCUAACUUAAAGGUUAGUUCUGCUGGUUCCAAGGAAGCCAGAAAUUCAACAUCGAUAAAUGAUUUUCUGACUCCAUGAGAUGCUUCUGUUU